AUGAACCCAGAAACCAAACUCAUCCUCGACGAACUCCACAGGCGCUUCACCGAUCAUGAUCUCAAGUGGGAUCAGCGAUUUGAGGACUGGGAGAAGCGCUUGGGUCGCCAGGUCAAGGAUAUGGAGCAGGCGCAGGAUGCCCGCGUCUAUGCUUUGGAGAAGGCGGCAACGUCUUUCGACGAGUGGUGGCCGAGCAUCGAGGGUACCAUUGAUGACAUCUGCCUCGAGGUGAAGAAGAUCUCACUCGGUUGGGAGCGCGCCAGCAUCGCCCACCCGGAAGACAAGUCUGGUGUGUUCGCGACGUCUCCCGCAGCGACUCAGCGUCUGUCCGUUGAGCCUUCAGCUGCACUGCCUGUGGUUGGGCCCGGCGUUGCAAAUCAGUACCGGGAGAGUGGAUUUAGGGUUGUUUCAACCCUAAUUCAUUCCCCGAUCAAGGGUGAGCAUCCACUUCCUAAACCCCCUGUCCCACCUUCUACCAUGCAUGCGUCUAGUUCUGAUCCUCCCAAUUCAGGGUAUCAUGGGAAUUCCAAUUCCAAAAUUCCUAAGGUUGAUUUUCCUAGAUUUGAUGGUGAUCAUCCCAAGCUAUGGCUCGGUGAUUGCUUAGACUACUUUAUCCUCUAUCAUGUUGAGUCCACUUCAUGGGAAGACCUGAGCGCUCAGCGGAAGCCGGAGGUUCGCAAGUGGGACGUAUCGUCCGGAGCCAAGCCGUUCGCUAGGACGGCCCUGCCUCUACCUCUACCACCGGCACGCGUCGACAAACCUGUGGCGCCGGUGGAACUCAAGCCUGCUCCGGACAUCGGCCGAGCUCCAUCUGCUGAUGAAAGAUGGGCGGCCCUGCGUUCGCUCAGGCUCUCUCAGGGGUUGUGUUUCCGCUGUGGCAGUAAAUGGUCACGGGAUCAUAGGUGCCCUCAAGCUGUUCAGCUUCAAGUAUUGGAGGAAGUUUUGGGAUUAUUCUCGUUGGAAGAAUCAGCCGAGCCUUCUGACGCGGUGGUUGAAGAACCUGAACCAGCACAGCUUCAGUUGAUUCUGUCCGUGGCUGCAGUUUCUGGGGUAUCUGCUCCUCGCACUAUGUGCUUUGAUGGUCUUCUCGGCUCAGUCCCAAUUCGUAUACUACUUGAUUCGGGAAGUUCUCAUACAUUUUUCAGUGAAUCUGUUGCUGCUCAUAUGCAAGAUUUGGCACCCCUGUCUAACCCUGUUCAGGUCCAAGUUGCUAAUGGUCAGGUUUUGUCCUGUACUCAAUUUAUUCAUUCUGAAGUAUGGUCUGUUCAGGGAUUGCAAUUCAAGUCUGAUAUCAAGGUGCUGCCGCUAUCCUCUUAUGACAUGAUAUUGGGCUUAGACUGGUUAGAGAGUCAUAGCCCCAUGCAAGUUCACUGGGCUCACAAAUGGCUCAAGAUUCCUUAUGAGGGUACCACAGUUCAGCUGCAUGGUUUAUUGUCUUCUAUUCUAGAGGGAUCUAUUAUAUAG
Miscanthus lutarioriparius is the source of this 1464-nucleotide messenger RNA. The record is from the annotation of a GenBank genome assembly. NCBI's taxonomy places the organism in Eukaryota, Viridiplantae, Streptophyta, Magnoliopsida, Poales, Poaceae.